AUGGCCAACCCUCCUCACGGCGGUGUCCUCAAGGACCUGUUGGCCCGCGAUGCCCCCCGCAAUGCUGAGCUGGCCGCAGAGGCAGAGACGCUGCCCGCACUCCUGCUGACGGAGCGUCAGCUUUGUGAUCUUGAGCUGAUCAUCACCGGUGGCUUUUCUCCUCUCGAGGGCUUCAUGACUGAGAAGGACUACAAUGGCGUCGUCAAGGAGAACCGUUUGACCGACGGUGCACUCUUCAGCAUGCCCAUAACCCUAGACCUGUCUCAACAGACAAUUGACGAGAACGGUGUCAAGCCCGGUGCCCGCAUCACUCUCCGCGACUUCCGUGACGACCGCAACUUAGCCAUCCUCACGGUUGAGGAUGUCUACCGCCCGGACAAGCAGCUCGAGGCCAAGGAGGUCUUUGGCGGCGACCCCGAGCACCCUGCCGUUAACUACCUCUUCAACACGGCUGGUGAGUUCUACGUCGGCGGUAAGCUCGAGGCUGUCAACCGCCUGCAGCACUACGACUUUGUCGACCUGCGGUACACCCCCGCUGAGCUGCGCACACACUUUGACAAGCUCGGCUGGAGCCGCGUCGUCGCCUUCCAGACGCGUAACCCCAUGCACCGUGCCCACCGUGAGCUGACGGUCCGCGCCGCCCGCUCGCACCAUGCCAACGUCCUCAUCCACCCCGUCGUCGGCCUGACCAAGCCUGGCGACAUUGACCACUUCACGCGCGUGCGCGUCUACAAGGCACUCCUGCCUCGCUACCCUAACGGCAUGGCGGUGCUGGGUCUGCUGCCGCUGGCCAUGCGCAUGGGUGGUCCCCGUGAGGCCAUCUGGCACGCUAUCAUCCGCAAGAACCACGGCGCCACACACUUCAUCGUGGGCAGGGAUCACGCCGGGCCGGGCAAGAACAGCUCCGGCGUCGACUUUUACGGACCGUACGACGCCCAGUACGCCGUCGAGAAGUACAAGGACGAGCUGGGCAUCGAGGUGGUGCCCUUCCAGAUGAUGACCUACCUGCCCGACAGCGACGAGUAUGCCCCCAUCGACACCAUCGAGAAGGGCGUCAGGACGCUCAACAUCAGCGGCACCGAGCUCCGCUCCAGGCUGCGCAGCGGCAGGGACAUCCCCGAGUGGUUCUCCUACCCUGAGGUGGUUAAGGUCCUCCGGGAGAGCCACCCGCCGCGGUCGCAGCAGGGUUUCACCAUCUUCCUGACGGGUUACCAGAACAGCGGCAAGGACCAGAUCGCGCGUGCGCUCCAGGUGACGCUGAACCAGCAGGGCGGCCGUUCCGUGUCGAUGCUGCUCGGCGAGACGGUGCGGAGCGAGCUCUCGUCGGAGCUGGGCUUCUCGCGCGAGGACCGCGACAAGAACAUUGGCCGCAUCGCGUUUGUUGCUUCGGAGCUGACCCGGUCCGGCGCGGCCGUCAUCGCGGCCCCGAUCGCGCCCUUUGAGGCCUCGAGGCAGCACGCCAGGGAGCUCGUGGAGAAGCACGGCGACUUUUACCUCGUCUGGGUCAACACCCCUCUCGAGCACUGCGAGAAGACUGACAAGCGCGGCAUCUACAAGCGCGCCCGCGCCGGAGAGAUCAAGGGCUUCACGGGCGUCGACGACCCCUAUGAGAACCCCGUCAAGCCGGACCUGACGGUCGACGUUUCCAAGCAGUCGGUGCGUUCCAUUGUCCACCAGAUCGUGUUGACUCUGGAGAGCAAGGGUCUCCUUGACCGUUUGUAA
Pyricularia grisea is the source of this 1722-nucleotide messenger RNA. RefSeq lists its product as uncharacterized. The record is from RefSeq and is a predicted model, not a curated record. Gene Ontology annotation, molecular function: sulfate adenylyltransferase (ATP) activity; ATP binding; adenylylsulfate kinase activity. Gene Ontology annotation, biological process: sulfur amino acid metabolic process. Gene Ontology annotation, cellular component: cytoplasm. NCBI's taxonomy places the organism in Eukaryota, Fungi, Ascomycota, Sordariomycetes, Magnaporthales, Pyriculariaceae. Bases 1 to 1722 code for a protein of 573 amino acids. The transcript has a single exon.